CUCAUGUUUACUUUUCACCGACUGUCAUGUCAAGAUAAAACUUUUUGAUAUUUGGUUUGAGUGGAUGCGAUUUUAGUCAUGGAGCCAACCGAGAAUUUUGCAACUGCAGACCAUACUGCGUCUACUGCGUCCACUACAAUCUCGACUACAGCGACUCAAGGACAGGCCUAUGAUGCGCCGCGUAAUGAUUCCACGGCUUCGGAGAGCUCACUCACGAAUGUCACGAAUAGUAUCGCUAGUGUCGCGGGAAAUUCGAUCAACGAGGCUAAGAACAAACUCACAACUGCGGCCACCAAUGAGUCCGUGCAGAACGUUUGGGAGCAGGUUCGCUCGAUGGCUACCGGAAGUAAAAACGAAACCCAAGAAGUUGAUACCUCACCCAGCCAGGACGAGAUCGACCUUAUUGACAAGAUGGACAACGAGAAGAUUGCCGAGUUCCUCCGAGAAAAGAAUAGAAGCGAUGCUCGUCUACCAAGGAGAAGAUAGUGGCUUAUGUGUCAACUUUAUGAGUAACGUCAAUCUCACAGAAGAACCGCAUUGAAAGAGAAACAGCCA
This is a messenger RNA of Aspergillus caelatus, 555 nucleotides long. RefSeq lists its product as uncharacterized. The coding region runs from base 79 to 486 and encodes 135 amino acids. The transcript has 2 exons. NCBI's taxonomy places the organism in Eukaryota, Fungi, Ascomycota, Eurotiomycetes, Eurotiales, Aspergillaceae. The record is from RefSeq and is a predicted model, not a curated record.